CUUACUCCUUCCCCUGCGUCCCCAACCCAAUACUCCAAUUCGUGAUUGUUCGCGAUGCGGGGAAACUGCCGGAGGCGGAUCCGGGGACCGGGAGGAUCGACGAGGACGACGAGUUGUCGUGCGCUUGGCGUCACAAGUCACAACGCUCACAAUACGAUUCACGUCGAAUUGUCACGCUCGCCAGGACCGGGACGGCGUGCGAGCGGUGCGAGGACCGACGACCGAGAGAGAUAAACCCGCGCUACAACUCUGCAACGUGUCUCGCAAUUCGCAAAUUCAUCACUUUAUCCCCGGGUUUCACCAAACACGGAGGAUUGUGCGAUUUCGCGGUCCGGUCACGUUCUCGUCAGCGCUGCUCGACGCCGUCCCCCGAAUAACCGGAAUAGUAACACGCUCGUUUUUGACAUCCGCGCGAGCGAUUUGAUGCUCGACAUUGAACAAUGGCACUAAUGCGAGGACUGCGAUCAUUUUCCGUCCUGGGGACAAAUUACGCGCGCAGAGUCAUGCCUAGUCAAGUGAUGAUCGCGAGAGCCACAUCCAACAUGCAACCGCUCUCCAAGAACAAGGAGGUCACUAUAACAUUUGUUAAAGCCAAUGGAGAGAGAAUAAAGGCAAAGGGGAAAGUUGGAGACAGUAUUUUAGAUAUUGUUGUGAACAAUGACCUCGACUUGGAUGGUUACGGAGCCUGCGAAGGAACACUGACGUGCAGCACGUGUCACUUAAUUUUUCCUAAGGAUGUGUAUGACAGUCUUCCUGAUGAACCUUCGGACGAAGAGCUGGAUAUGCUGGAGUUGGCGUACGAGCGAUAUGAAACCUCAAGACUGGGAUGCCAGAUAAUAAUGACUGAAAAACUAGACGGCAUUGAGGUGAGAGUACCAGCUACCAUUAACGAUGCGAGACAAACAUGAUAACUCAAUAAGGUGUUCAAUCGGUGCUUAGAAAAUUUUAAAUUGACUCCAUAGCAAUAUGUUUAGCACAAUGUUUUUUUCCAAUAUAAAUGUAUUAUGUACAUAGUAGCUAAAAUUAUAUUCAAAUCUAAAUAUUA
Molecule: messenger RNA, 1045 nt
Organism: Temnothorax curvispinosus
Lineage: Eukaryota; Metazoa; Arthropoda; Insecta; Hymenoptera; Formicidae
Gene: Fdx2
Product: adrenodoxin
Exons: 4
Coding region: 441-908 (155 amino acids)
Biological process (GO): P450-containing electron transport chain; positive regulation of oxidoreductase activity
Cellular component (GO): mitochondrion
Molecular function (GO): 2 iron, 2 sulfur cluster binding
Source: RefSeq, a predicted model, not a curated record